CCGAAGUUCUAAUUGGGAUGCCGGCAUUAGUUUUUACAUUUACAAAUUGCAAAGUUUAUUGAGUUAAGUUUCUGGUGCUGCAAUUGUUUUGGUCCAAUUAUCGCUUUUCUGAUUCAAAUAAAUUUUAAUUUAAAAUGAAAGUAGAAAUAGAUGCAAUAACAAAAUUAACUUUUCAAAAAUGUGGAGAAAUUAAAACAUCACCGGCACCAAAUGAUGAUUUUUAUUUGAUAUGCGGAUUCUGCGAAAAUAUAUAUUUGCAAUUGAACACAUUUGUGUCGCACAUAAACAGCAAACAUAAACAUUUACUUAAAAAGGGUAACUCUUUUCAUCAAUCAAAUGAAAUCGGAGAUCCUUUGGAAACAAAUACCACAGUUGGUGAUAUCAGGGAAGAAAGUGAAGAACAAGUUGAAUUACAAACUUACACAAGCUCUGAUAAUGAAGGAAGCGAAAAAGAUGUGGAAUUUGUUGACAAUUGUGGUGAUGUGGACGAGGUGUGCGAUAAAGCCUUCACGUUAGCACUCAUUGCAGAAUAUGAGAGCCAUCGAUUGUUAUGGGAUCUUGAAGAUCCACAAGCGAGGAAUCGGAAACAGCGCGAAGAAGCUUAUAAAGAAAUUACUACCAAUGUGAACAAAGUUUGUAACACAAAUUUGAAUUGGAAAACCACAAUUGGACAUAUACGGAAAAUACGCUGUAAAUUUCGCAGUGAAAUGCUGAAUGAAAAGUUAACUGAAUCCAAAAGAAAAAAAUAUGAGCGCCCUUGGUAUUAUGAGCAGUUAUCAUUCCUCCACGCUGCAAUCAAAUACAAUAACCGGAGAAAAAGGGGAGCCAAAGUUCUUGAUAAUGAGAAACCGGCGCUACCAUUUACUGAUCUAACGGAUACACAGAAUAUAGAUAUAAUAAAUAUUUAUAAAGAUUUUCCAUGCCUUUGGGAUGCACAGCAUAUUGGAUAUAGAUUUAAGAAUCGACGACAGGAAGCAAUUACUAACAUGCAAGCCGCUAUCAAAGCAAAUACUGGUUUAAGUUUUACGAAAGAUGAAUUACAGAAAAGAAUCUAUCAGAUACGCUACGCCUGCACGCAAGAAAAACAUCGUAAAUUACAAUGCAAUCGUUUUAAAAAGCCGUUCCAACCUAAUUGUAAGUACUAUAAUGAAAUUAGUUUCUUGGAAGAUAAUGUAGGACCAUUUAAGUGCUCUGAGUGCGAAGAAAUAUUAAAUGGUAUUGACCGAUACCGGAUACAUAUGUCUACGCAUAAUGGUUCCAUGCCGUUCAAGUGUCAUUUAUGUGAUCGCGGAUUUAUGAAGGUGGGUAAUUGUACGGUCCACAUGCGACGUCAUACUCGUGAAUACGAGUUUGAAUGUAAAGUUUGUAAAAAAAAAUUUGCUACAUCUACCGACUUGAAUGUUCAUAUGCGUAAUCAUACAGGAGAGAAACCAUACUUUUGCGAUGUGUGUGGCCAGUCUUUCCGGACAUGGACUAUUUUCGACACACAUAUGCGCCGUCAUCAGAAAAGACCAAACUACAAGUGCAAUAUAUGUUUAAAGUCUUUUUAUGAAAAUGGGAAAUUAAAUGAACACAUGAAAGCUCAUCUGAAUGUGCGAGAUAAAAUAUGUAAUGUUUGUGGAAAAGCGUUCACUGCAGCUAAGUAUCUGCUACAGCAUAAGCAAAUUCAUGCGGAGAAAAAGAAAUACAUUUGCAAGAUAUGUGGAAAAAACUUUGCUCAGUACGCCGGCCUCAGUGGACAUAUGAAAUCUCAUGGCACAACCCUAAUAAAUACAAAUGGUAACUGGAAUUUAGGGACUGAGGAUCAUCAUCUGGAGGAAGAAGUAGGAGAACCGCUAAAUGAGCAACUCGUUUUAGAAAAUAUAGAGGUAGGAGACGAGAAUUUUGCCGAAGAACAAAAUAUAGCUGAGGUACAGGUGCAGCGUUAUUACACUGGCUAUGGUAUUUACCAAAAAUUACUGUGUAAGCUAAAAUGCGACAAAUGCGCCCACAUUAUGAUGAAAACACAAGGAGACUUAAAAUUGCAUUCCGAAGCCCUGAUAAGGUCUAAAAAUUUCACGGAUGACACCGAUUUGAGACUGGUGAAUCCUGAAGACAGGGCAUUGAAAUAUUAUUAUGACAAAUGCAAUAUAUUUAAAUCUAUAUCUGCAUAUAACUUUACAAAUAUGACGGAUUCCUUGCACAAAUGUGGUGAUGUGAUGAGAGCAGGAGAACGAGAUUAUUCCCUCAGCUGUGUUUACUGCGGUGACAUGUUUUCAACAUUAGAAAAGUUUGCAGAUCAUGUAGAAGACGAACAUUUAUCGAGAGGCAGUAAUCAGGAAUAUUUAGAACUUAAGAUUAUUGAAGAGCUAUCCGAUGACACGGAGGAGGCUAAGCCCGAAGAGAGAAAUGUGUUCAUUAAUAUAGAAGUCCUUGAUGAUAUAGAAGAAAUCGAGGAAGUUAAUGAAACCGGAGAAGAGAAAACAGAAUUAAGAGGAAAUGGAAUGGAGUUGGAAUGCGAUGAAAAUGAAGAAUAUUUGUAUGCUUCAACAGUGGAUGAUGAAGGCGGAUAUGAAGAAACUGAAUUAGAUUUGAGUGAUACAAAUGAAGAAUCGUCGAGUGACCCAUUGAAAAUGUUUGACAAGGAUACAAUAGCAACAAUAUUUUCACAUUUCGAGAAUCAUUCUAUAUUUUGGGACAGAGAUGACCCAACAUCUAAAAACCUUGCUUUACGUUCCAUUGCAUACAAAAGCAUUGCAUCCGAUGUAGGGAAGCUAGACCAAUGGAAAAAAGUGAGAGAUGUGGUUCGUAAGCUUAACCACAGACUUCGCCAGGAACUCGAUAGAAAAAGAAAUUACCUGUCACUAGGCAUGAGUUAUACACCACUGUGGAUAGAAGACAUGGACACCUUUCUUCAAAUUAAAAAGGAGAGUAAGAAAUACGAUGCGCCUAAAACCGUACUCUCGGAUUCCCAAUGCAGCGCAUUUAUAAAAAUUUAUAAAAGCUUAACGUGCCUUUGGAAUGAUGUCCACAUUGAUUACCGACUACCAAACAAACGACAAGAGGCACUGAUUGAAUUUGAAAGAUUGCUUAGGAAUUUGGGCAUUUCUCUAACACAGUCACAAAUAGAACAAGAAAUCGCACGGAUACGCAAAAUUUGUUGGCAAGAGAAAAAACGGAAACUUAAAUGUGAGGAAAUGAAAACUUCAUACGUACCCGAGUAUGCUUACUAUGACCAAAUCAAAUUCCUUGAAACAGAUGUUGGUCCAUUUAGAUGUGGGAAAUGCAAAGAGAUACUCCCUGGACUUAAUACAUUUAAAGUGCAUAAAUCAAAACAUGAUGGUAUUAAACCUUUCACAUGUCCUCUAUGUGGUAACGGUUUUACGACUGUGCAUAAUUUGAAUAUUCAUAUAAAUCGGCAUACAGGGGAUUACAAAUACAUAUGCAAAUAUUGUGAGAAAGGUUUUCCGGCCCUGUCAGAACAGAUCAUCCAUGAGCGCAGUCAUACAGGCGAAAGGCCUUACUUUUGUGAUCAAUGUGGAAAAACAUUUCGUGCUUGGGCAUAUUACGAUUCACAUAUUCGACGACAUCAAAAUCGACCUGGAUAUGAAUGUAGUGUAUGCUUCAAGAAGUUCUUUGGAGCAUAUCAGUUAAAUGAGCACAUGAGGGUGCACCGAAAGGAACGGGAUCAGGUGUGCAAUGUUUGUGGAAAGGGAUUUAAAAUGGCAAAAUACCUGCGACAACAUAAACAAAUUCAUUCAGUGAAAAAAAAAUAUAUGUGUAAAAUUUGCGAUAAGGCGUUUGCUCAAUAUGCUGGUCUUAGUGGGCAUAUGAAAUCUCAUGGCACUACACUUGUAGGCAAUAAUAACAGAAUAAACACAACUGCCGAUGAUAAACAAGACUGAUAGAGUACAAGAUUACGUUCUACUGGUGCAGUAAUGUGAGAACCCGAAGAUUACACAAGUAAAAUCACUGCGUGUAUGACGUCACAUUGGUGCAAUUGUGACAACGGGAUAGUGGUAUGAGUUGUAUUCAGCAUAUCAUGGAU
Anastrepha ludens (Mexican fruit fly) is the source of this 4027-nucleotide messenger RNA. RefSeq lists its product as uncharacterized. The transcript has 10 exons. Lineage: Eukaryota; Metazoa; Arthropoda; Insecta; Diptera; Tephritidae. The record is from RefSeq and is a predicted model, not a curated record. The coding region runs from base 135 to 3884 and encodes 1249 amino acids. Gene Ontology annotation, molecular function: RNA polymerase II cis-regulatory region sequence-specific DNA binding; DNA-binding transcription factor activity, RNA polymerase II-specific. Gene Ontology annotation, biological process: regulation of DNA-templated transcription.